This is a messenger RNA of Chrysoperla carnea, 9099 nucleotides long. Its product is annotated as F-actin-monooxygenase Mical-like. Bases 120 to 7658 code for a protein of 2512 amino acids. The transcript is spliced from 20 exons. Lineage: Eukaryota; Metazoa; Arthropoda; Insecta; Neuroptera; Chrysopidae. Gene Ontology annotation, molecular function: protein binding. The record is from RefSeq and is a predicted model, not a curated record.
GUUAACCUAAUAAAAAUGUCAUUACAAAUGAAGAGAAAAAUGAAUAUAAACAAUAUAUUUUAAAAACAUAUCCAGACAUAAAAUAGAUUGGAAUAGAUACAAUUUUUUUUUUUUAAUCAAUGGAUAAUGUACGUGGAAAUCGAACUGGUGGUGUUGGCCACGGUAAAGUUUCACCAUUUGAUGAGGGUGCUGCAUUAGCUACCGAUGUUUUUGAUCAUUUUUGUGCAGCGACCACAUUGAAAUCGAUACUCGGUCUACAUCGACAUAUGUGCGAUUUAUUGAAACUUAGGCCUACAAAUUUGCCCCUUUUUUAUCCUAAAUUAAAGUUGAAAUUACGUUCAUGGAAAGCUCAAGCAUUAUGGAAACGUUUGGAUAUUCGUGCAAAUCAUAAGUGUUAUGGACGUGGGAAAGCGUGUGCAUCAACGCGGGUGCUAGUUAUAGGGGCUGGUCCAUGUGGUUUACGAGCUGCAAUUGAAUGUCAACUACUUGGAGCUAAAGUUGUUGUCAUCGAAAAAAGAGAUCGAUUAUCACGAAAUAAUGUACUUCAUUUAUGGCCGUUUGUUAUUCAUGAUUUACGAGCUUUAGGAGCAAAGAAAUUUUUUGGAAAAUUUUGCGCUGGUGCAAUUGAUCAUAUUAGUAUUCGACAAUUACAAUGUAUUUUACUUAAGGUGGCUCUUUUAUUGGGUGUCGAGAUCCAUGAAGGAGUUGGUUUUGAAUCGUUAGUGCCACCGACAGAGAUUGAGAAUGAAAAACAUGGAUGGCAUGCAUCGGUUUCACCUGAAGAUCAUCCAGUAUCACAUUAUGAAUUUGAUGUACUAAUUGGAGCCGAUGGUAAACGAAAUACAUUAGAUGGUUUUAAAAGGAAAGAAUUUCGUGGGAAACUUGCUAUUGCAAUCACAGCUAAUUUUAUUAAUAAACAUUCGGAAGCUGAAGCACGAGUUCAAGAGAUUAGUGGUGUUGCAUUUAUUUUUAAUCAAAAAUUUUUUAAAGAUUUAUAUCAAGAAACAGGGAUAGAUUUAGAAAAUAUAGUUUAUUAUAAAGAUGAAACACAUUAUUUUGUAAUGACCGCUAAGAAACAUAGUUUAAUUGAUAAGGGCGUCAUUCUACAGGACGUACCAGAUACAGCAAAAUUAUUAGCUCCAGAAAAUGUUGAUCGAGAAGCAUUAAUGAAAUACGCACGUGAAGCUGCUGAUUUUUCAACGAACUAUCAAAUGCCUAAUUUAGAAUUUGCAGUGAAUCAUUAUGGUCAGCCAGAUGUUGCAAUGUUUGAUUUUACAUCGAUGUAUGCAGCGGAAAAUGCAUCCAGAGUUGUCGAACGAAAUGGUUACAGAUUAUUAAUGUGUUUAGUUGGCGAUAGUUUGCUUGAACCAUUUUGGCCCACGGGUUCUGGAUGUGCGCGUGGAUUUUUAUCGAGUUUAGAUGCAUGUUGGGCUGUACGAUCUUGGGGAUCAGGUAGCUCAAAUCCACUUGAAGUAUUAGCUGAAAGAGAAUCUGUUUAUCGAUUGUUGGGGCAAACGACGCCAGAAAAUUUACAACGAGAUUAUGCUGCUUAUACUUUAUGCCCUAGUACUAGAUAUCCAAAUUUAAAUAGAUUUUUAGUUACGCCAGUUCAAGUUCGCUAUCUUUACGAUACCGAUAAUACUGAACGAAUAGAAAUACCUAUUAUACAAGAUAUCAAUGCUCCUGGGAAUGAAGUUCAAAAGAAGAAACGUAAACGAGAUACUCAAGUGCAUCCUGACACAUUAUUACAUUGGAUACAGAAGCAGGUGUCGGCAUAUUCAUUAAAAAUUGAGAACAUUACAGAAAGUUUUAAAAAUGGUUUAGUAUUAUGUGCAAUAAUACAUCGAUAUCGACCAGAAUUAGUUGAUUGGAGUUCAUUGAAACCUGAAAAUAUUGUUGAAAAUAAUCAAUUAGCAUUUGAUUUAUUAGAAAAAGAAUUGGGUAUACCACCAGUAAUGACUGGUGAAGAGAUGGCUGAAUGUACAACGCCAGAUAAAUUAACAAUGCUCUCUUAUUUAUCACAAAUUUAUGAAACUUUCCAUGGUGAAAUACCACAAACGAUUAAACAUUUGAAAAUUGAUAUGAAGGAAUUAAAGAAAGAAUAUCCUCAAACGAAACUCAAAACUUUAACGGCAAGUGAUUGGAAGAAAAAUCACGAUAUAGGUAUUGUGAAUCCAACUAGUUCAACGCAUAUUACACCUAGAUCUUCUGGAAAACAUGUAACGCGAACAAGUCAUUUAUCUUCGGCUGAUCGUCGUCGUAAGCGACGUAGUGCUGAUAAAGCUGCCGAAAUACGUGAAGCUGAAAUAAUACAAAAUCGAAAUGAACGAAUGUCACGUCGUCGACAAAAUCGAAAAAAUCAAACUGAACAAUUUUACAAAAGUAUGCAUAUGUUAACAUCAAAUGCAAAAUAUGACGAUUCUGUACCAUUCGAAGAUUAUUCUAUAUACUUGUAUAGACAAACGGCAGCUAAUUUUGGUGAUAGAGUUAAAAAUUUAGAACAAAGAUUAUUAUUUGGUGAUCGGGAACAUCGUUAUCAAGACAUACGUGGUACAGAUGAAAAUUUUUCUGGCCGAAUAAAAAACAUAGAACAAAAGUUGAAGAAUCGUCCUGGUGUACAAGAAAAGAAGCCACCGGAUCUUCUACGUGCAAUUGGUAAAAUUGAGAGUUCUGAUUGGAAUGUUCGUGAAAUUGAGAAGAAAAUUAUGGAGAAUAAAUUGGGUAAAAACAAAAAUAAUCAUGAAAAAGAAAAAGUGCCAAAAUGGAAUCGUGAACAAUUUGUAGCAAGACAAUCGAAAAUGGAACGGAAAGCGAAUUUAGAAAGGGCUGAUUCUUUGAACGAAAAAUAUACGGAAAUAGAUAAAUCAUUAAAAGUUUUGGAUAAGAAAUUAAAGGAAGGUACAAUUUUAGAGCAAGGACAACGUGGUAAUAACAAAGUUGCGUCAAUGGCUGAACAAUUUGAUGUUAAGUCAACUGAUUCUGACAGUAAAAAUCAAGUCAUUUCAAAAUCGGGCUCAAAGUCAGCUAUAAAUUUACCAGCAAAAGGUGGUUCUGAGAUGUGUCAUUUUUGCGGUACACGAGUUUAUUUAAUGGAAAGAUUAUCAGCCGAAGGCAGAUUUUUCCAUCGUGGUUGUUUCCGAUGUCAAUAUUGCUCAAUUAAUUUACGCCUCGGGUUCUAUGUUUUUGACGCUCAACAUGGAAAUAAAUUUUAUUGCCCUCAACAUGCAGGAAUGCAAGGUAAAACACGCAAUAUAGAAAAGGCGAAGAAUAUUAAUACCAAAAUGGAAAAAGAUACUUUGGAUGCAAAAACUACAGCUGGCAAAGGCCAAACUCCAGAACGUAUUGAAUUUGCCAAUUUAGUACAAAGUGGUCAUGUGUCUGAAAAUGAAGAACCUCCUAGUCAAAUGGAUGAAGAUGAAUGGACUGAUCGCAAUUUUGGACAAUCAACAGCAGAAUUAGAUUCAUCUGAUUUAAGUGAUUCUGAUUCUGAUGACUUAUAUGAAGAAGCUUUAGAACGUGCUGGUGAAGUUCAACUAAAUACAAAUGAUAACAAAGCUACAAGAUACUUAGGAGAUUCACCAAAUUCAGAUAAUGAUAAUUCUAGUGAUGAUGAAUCGAGUUACUAUGAUUAUAGCAGCGAUGGAGAUGGAAAAGAUUCGGUGACAGAUGAAGAAGAAAUCAUAUUGGCGCGUGAAAUGCGUCGUUUAGAAUAUGAUGUACAGGAGCGUUUAGUUCUUACAGAUACGGACACAACAGGAUCUGAUACUGAGGUGGCAUCGGAUGAAGAAACCGAAUCAUCAGAAGAAUCACGCGAUUCAGCUACCGAAAUAUCAACAGAUUCCGAAUUCAAAUUAGAUGGAGCAACACCUACAAUGGAAAUUCCCCCAAUUCUAUUAAAUGAUGCGUUUGUAACAAAAACACGGGGCAGUUAUGUAUCACCGAAAAAAAUCCAAAUCAAGUAUAUCAAAACAAAAGAGUCCGAUUAUGCUGAAAAUAAAAAACAAUUGAAGGAAAAAGAUGAAGAUAUACAUCUUGAAAUUAAACCAAUUGUUCCAGAUAUAUCAACGCUCGCACCGAAAGCACCAUUAAAUCAAAAGGGUGGAUUCUAUUUUUUAAAUCGUACACACAGUACAGAAGGAAUUGCAUCAAAAGUAUCUUUAGAGUUAAAGAAACAAUAUUUACUUGGCUCGGCAAAUGUUAGUAAUAACAUACAAAAAUCUGGAUCAGCCUCGAUGUUGGACUCAAAAUUAAAAUCAUUUCAUAGCAAUAUUAGUGAACAUCAAAAAUUAUUAAAUCCAUCUCCCUCAAUUUCACCAACUAUGCAAACUGUUUUCAAUAACACACCACCAAAAAUACAGCAUACGCCAACCUUGUCACCGACUCACUUAAAAGAAGAACCUAAAACCGAUUCUACUUCGGAUAAAUAUAACAAGCUAUGUUGUUUAAACGUACAAAAAUCUGAUUCAGAAAAUGAUGGAGUUUCUGGUAAAUUUGGAUUAGCUCCAAGUGAUUCACCAAACGCAGGCUUAUCGCAUCAAUCAAAUCCUGUAUCAUCCCAUACGGAUGAUACUGUUCAAACAAUUAAAGCCGUUGAAUCCGAUAAUAAAAAUAAUGAUAUACAAGAAACAUCGAUCAUUGUCCCCGAUUUACCACGUUAUAAUAAUAAUCGUGAAUUAACAACGCAAACAUCUUCUUCUUUCGAUGAUGUGGAUACCGAUUCUCUAUCUUCGUUUGAUGAAAAUCAUUCGAUGGAGAAACAAUACCAUGAAUUGAGCCAUAGCUCGUCAACUACAAAUAAUUUAACGGUUCCUAAGUUACAAAUAAAUGAUGGAAGUGAAGAACCUGAGGAUAUGGCUAUGGACAGUCUACUUGUAAUUCAAGAACCAGAGAAGGAAGCAAAUAAAAUUCCUUCAAAGAAUAUCGACAUGAAUUAUACAGUUUCAUGGAAACCUUUAGAAGGGCCAGAAAAUCAUAGGCGUGGUAGUUUAAAAAGUGAACCAAAAGUGUUAAAUCAACCGAAAUUAUUAGAUCAAAGUCCAGUGAAAUUAUUAGACAUACAUAAUUUAGCCGAAUUAUCAGUACGAAAAUCUUCUAGCGAUAUAAGUCUUUCAAGUACUGAUUCGAAUCGUGAUAUAACCGGAGCGGCACUCACUGAAACGGAAUUGUCUGAUUGGGCAAGAGAUGAAAAUGUUUCAGAUGAUUUAGAUGAUAUGAAAAUGGAUGCAGAUUUUGAUACAAAUCGAAAAAAAUUAAAAGAACCAAAAUUUAAGAAUAAAUUAUUAAUAGCAUCAGCGAAAAAUCCAAAUUUAGAUGAUUUAAAUAUCGGACAUGUUUGUGGUCGAGAUUCGAAAAUAGAUUUUAAUACAAUUCCAACUCAUUUAGCUGAUUUGGAUAGUAUUGAAUUUAUGGAUACCGUUUCGGAGGAUAAUAAUGUUUUUGAUAAUGUAACAUCUGCCACAAAUAUGGCCAUGCUUCGAAAUCAAGGUUAUGUCCAAUUCGUGAAUGUAGAUACACAUAAUUUACAAUUAACGUCAGGUAAUAGUUAUUUAAAAUCUAAUAACAAUGAGGAUAUUAAUCUAACAUCUUCGGCUCGUAAACAGUUAUUUACGAAACCAGAGAAAAAUAAUUCUUUGCAUAGGAAAAUUGAUAAGGAUGGUGGGGAUGAUAUUUUAAGUAAUCGUUCUAAUAAAAAUAGUUUAAAAAUGAAUGAAGAAUGUAAUAUUAAUGCCAAAGACAGUAAAAUAAAGACUGAGGAGAAUGUAGAAAAUAGUAAAGAAUAUUUAGAACAUGUAACAAGACUGCAAAAUAAGAUUACUGAAUUUGGUAAUGUGCGAGAUUCAAUCGAUGUGCGAAAAUCAAAAGGUAAAAGUAAGUCGUCGUUAUCGUCAUCACCGUCAUCUAAAUCAGACAAUUCACCAAAACAUAAAGAAACAACACCACCUCCACCCAGCCCCAAACAACAAUUACAUUUAAGCACAUCAGAAAAAUUAAAAGAAAUUACCAAAGAACGAGCAAAACAAAAGGAUUUAAUCCAUGAAAUGGUUAUGAACAAACUAAAAGCCGAAAAAAAGUUACAAUCAAAUCGAAAAAAAAGUAUUCAGGAUUCUAAUAGUGCCGAUAAAAAAGUAAUCAAAAAGGAUUUACCUCAGUUAUCAACUUACACUCUACAAAAAUCCACCACGGAUACCGAAUUAUUCAGGAAUUCACCAACAAGGUCGAAUAAAAAUAAAUCACCAGCGCCUUCUGGGGGUGGUUUAACAAAAAGUAGGGAAGAUCUUAGUAGUCAUAAUACAAUCAUGAGAAAAAGUACGUCAGAACAUACAGAUAUGUUAAAUCCUAGACAAUUUGAGAAACCACAAAGACAUAGUGUUGUGUUUGAAACCGACGUAAUUGAAAGUAAUCCUCCAACAUUUCAUAGAUCUUCAUCAAUUAACGAACAUUUAAUGUUUACGAUAAAAAAUAUUUCAACGAACGAUUCAUCUUCGUCGCCAUUGUUUUCAUCGGAAGUAGUACCAUCUUCAUCAUCGUCGAAAAAACCAAAUCGAACGAAAUCAUUUAGUGAAAUAUCUAGAGAAGCACGUAUUGGUAUACAAAAAUCAGUUUCGGGACAUGGUUUAAGUGACUUAGUGCGUCGUAAUCGUGAUAGAAAUUCGGCAUAUUUUAAAUCCGAACCGUGUUUGGCGGAAAAAAAUAAUGAAAGAAAACCGGCGGGUGAAAAACGAAAAAGUAUUAUUCAAGCAGUUAGUAAUUUUUUCCAUAAACGUAAAGAGGUGGAACCAAUUGGAAAGUCAUCACGGUCAAAUUCAAGUCCUGGUGAUAGUUCGUCUAAAGAACGAUUUUCUCUGUUUCGUAUAUCACCAAAAUCUAGAGAUAAAUCAAAGAAACCAUUGUCCUUUCGUAAAGAAAGUCCAACGAAAAUGAGUAGAAAAUCAUAUUCACCAAGAAGCCGCAGUUCUUCUAUAGAAAAAGACGCACCACCAGUUCCGCCACUUCCACCAUUAGAAUACGUUUUAAAUUCUUCACAUCGAACUGGAGAUGAAAGUCUUUCCGAAACGGAUUUUCAAAGGGAACGUGCUUGGAGUUCAGAUGCUUUAGAUUUUUCUGAAACAGGAAGACUCUCAGUAGACGAUUUAGAUCAACGAAAACAUAUGCGAAUGUCGCAACAAAAACGUUUACGGAUUGCCCAAGAAAUUCAACGAAAAUUAGAAGAAACUGAGGUGAAAACACGUGAUUUAGAAUCACGUGGUGUUGAAUUGGAAAAAAUUCUUCGAGGUGAAGAUUCUUCGGCGGUAGAGAAAAAAGUUGAUGAAAGUGCUUUAUUAGCUGAAUGGUUAACAUUAAUGCGUGAACUUGCCGCAUUAAGACGUUAUGAAAGGGAAUUAUUAGCAAGAGCUGAAGAUCUUCGACUUGAAGAAAGACAUUCAUUACUUCAAACAAAAUUACGUUCUUCCUCAGGGUCAUCAAAAGGUCCUACCGAACAAGUUUCCGAUAGUGCAAUAAUGGAUCAGUUACUUGAUAUUAACGAAAAACGUGAAUCACUUGCAUUAAUUCUAGAAAGAAAUCAUCAAAGGUAUGUUAAAGAAGAUAGUGAUUUGGAGGCUUUAAUGUUAGCAAAAGGGUUACAGUUAACGUCCUUUAAAAAAUCGCCCAGUAAAUAAUGAAUAUUUAAUGAAAAAUAAAAAUUUAAAAUAAAUAAACAUAUAUAGUUUGCUCUGUGAUAUAACGAUGGCAGCAUGAUGAAUCUGAUUCAUUUUUUUAUUUAAAAAAUCAGCGUCAUAUGUCCUUCAUAAAUAGUAAAAAAGCCGAAAAUAAUAAUAUCCCCUCUUUUAGCGUCAGGGGUUUAAUAAAAAUUAUUUAUAAAGAGGCAAGUACGAUAGAUAUUUGUGUAUAGAGGUAAUGCGAUCUUAAAUUGGGAGCGUACUCCAUUCGGGGAAUGGAAUACGUGUUUCUCAGUUUAAAGUCUACGAACUGAUAUAAUAUGUAAUAAAAAAAAAGGUCUAAUAUGUGUGGAUGGGAGUGUGAAGAGAGGAAGAGAUGGGAAAUUAAGUCGUGUGAAUAUUCACAAUGUAUUUUAAUUAAUUAUUUUUUCCGUUAAAUUCCAAUCGGCGUAAUAAUGAACUCGGAAGAAGUAGAUGAGAUGAAUUGAUGUAUCAUUCUGGCCUAAAAAUCUGAAGUAGAACAUUUAUCAUUUAUCAAAUAAAUCAUCAGCGGUAAUCUGAUCUAGCUUUGUAAUACAAAUUUUUUUCUUUCAUAUUUUUAUUUAUAGAGUGCGCAUUUCUACGUACAUCCUUAAAAAUAUAGCCGUACUUAAAAUGUACAUCAAGUCAGGCAAGGAAUAAAAUCUUGUUUUUAUACAAUCUUGCGUCAGAAUACCAUUGAUAUGUAGAUACACGCACCAAUUUUUGUUUUUGGGGCCCAUAAAUAGGAUUUUUCUUAAUUAAAAAAAAAAAUCUUUCUACAAGUUAGAGAGCGUUGGAGUAUUAUGCUAGCAUAAUUUCGUUAAAACGGUGGCUAACGGUAGUUAUGUUAACUUUCAGAAGCAUUUUUACGAUGUAAGUCGAAAUUAGUAAUGUCUAUAAUAAAAAUCCACCAAACUGUUCAAGUUUUAGGAUGCACCAAAAUUAUUUAACAAAAUGACAUUUAACAGACGCCAUAUUUACCUAUUUUUGAUAUCACUUAGACUGUCAGAACGAAUUCACAAUCCAUAGUUCCUUUUCCAGUGUCGCUAUUGAUAAACAAAAAGGAAGUAAGUGCAUUCUUUCUCAUAGUUAUUAAACGCUGAAGGAUUUGAAGGCAACAGGGAUUUCUCUAAAAGUAAAGCUUCGAAAUUAAUUAAAAUGUAGCAAAUUAUUCAUCUUAAUAUCUAAUGUUGGUUUAGAGUUUAUUGCAGAUCCUUGAUGAUAUGAAUCGUCUUAAUAUUACAUAUUUUAGAAUGAUUUAUAUCUUCAAGAAUCUGCAAGUAGCUGUAAAGCGAACCUAAUAUCCGAGCUCAAAAAAAUAUAAUUCAAAAAUUAAAAAAAAAAAAAAGUAUCAAUCAUGUUUAUGUCGAUUGUAGGUGAACAAUUUUACAAUUGCUUGUACAAUUUUAUACUUUUAUAU